Molecule: messenger RNA, 6513 nt
Organism: Strongylocentrotus purpuratus (purple sea urchin)
Lineage: Eukaryota; Metazoa; Echinodermata; Echinoidea; Camarodonta; Strongylocentrotidae
Product: alpha/beta hydrolase domain-containing protein 17B
Exons: 2
Coding region: 423-1298 (291 amino acids)
Biological process (GO): protein depalmitoylation
Cellular component (GO): endosome membrane; plasma membrane
Molecular function (GO): palmitoyl-(protein) hydrolase activity
Source: RefSeq, a predicted model, not a curated record
AGUAUUUCGUCGGUGAUGGUAUGUUGCUCAAAAGUCCAAUGCCACCGAUGAUAUUGACAUUUACUAACUGUUUCUUAUUGUUGACAUUUUGUGAAUGAAAGGAAUAAAAUAGUGUUGGUGAGUCAACUUGCAUCUAUGCGCAGGCGUCGUCAAAUUUCAACUGGGAGUAUAGUGACGUCAUCAUGUGGAGUACGUCACUCUUCUCUGAAUUUAUACAUGGCCGGUAUUUGUGUCUGUUGUUCGCCGUCUGAAGCUGUCGUAUGUUAGCACAAAGACACCUACCUUUCUCCUCUUUAGUUGCAUUUUGUGGACUGGAAUCUGUAAACUCACGGAAUACAUUAAUUUCUGAGUGGUAAUGUAUACAUUGGAUUAGUGUAAGAAUCGGAGAUUUUUCGUAAACAUUGUGAAAACCCGCAUCCAUCAUGAACGGGCUUUCGUUUAGUGAGCUGUGCUGCUUAUUCUGUUGUCCACCAUGUCCGUCUCGUAUAGCUGCAAAGCUGGCGUUUCUGCCACCAGAACCUACCUACUCAAUCGUAACUGAUGAUACUGGUACUCGUGGGACAUUACAUUUGACGGAUAGGGCAGAAUGGCAAUUUUCAGAUCGAGAACUAGAAUCAAUCGAGGUGUUCUACACCCGAAAUAAGCGUGGGAAUAGGAUAGCAUGCAUGUUCGUUCGAUGCGCUCCAAAUCCAAAAUACACAAUCCUUUUCAGUCAUGGCAAUGCUGUUGAUAUCGGACAGAUGAGUAGCUUUUACAUCGGCCUUGGCUCAAGAUUAAACUGUAACAUCUUCAGCUAUGACUAUUCUGGUUAUGGUAGUAGUAGUGGAAAGCCUUUGGAACGUAACUUGUACGCAGACAUCGAGGCAGCGUGGCAGGCUUUACGAUCGCGAUACGGGAUAAGUCCGGAGAACAUCAUUCUGUAUGGACAAAGUAUUGGUACGGUACCCACAGUGGAUUUAGCUUCACGCUAUGAAAGUGCCGCAGUGAUUCUACAUUCCCCGCUCAUGUCUGGAAUGCGUGUAGCGUUCCCGGAUACUAGGAGAACAUGGUGGUUUGAUCCAUUCCCAAGCAUUGACAAAUGUUCCAAGGUGGCAUCCCCCGUCUUGGUCAUCCACGGGACCGAGGACGAGGUCAUCGACUUCUCCCACGGCCUGGCCAUCUACGAGCGGUGCCAGCACACCGUCGAACCCCUGUGGGUGGAAGGAGCCGGCCACAACGACGUGGAGCUCUUUGGCCAGUACCUGGAGCGCCUCAGGAACUUCAUCACUCAGGAGCUACCCAGUCUAACAGCAUCAUGAUCACCGUCGCAUGGCUCAGGCAGGCAAGCAGACAGUUAGGAGCCACCUCACUUAGUGUGUGUUCUCCUCCUCCUCCUCCUCAUCCUACUCCUUGUAAGAUCUGUAAAUAACCUGGAAUUUCCCUUGUUCGUACAAUAUAUAUCAUAUUCAUGGGCUGCUCAUAUUGGGCCUGUUCACACAAACAUGAAUAUUGUGGUGUUUGGCACAAACUUUUUCAACAUGUCGUGCACAGCACAUGUGCACUCAUAUUAAUAUGUUGAUUGAAUUCUUACCCAAACACAUUGGCUGACACUACAGACAGUCACAUGUUUCUGAAAAUCUUCUUUGUGUGAGAUGGCCUACAUGUAAUACAUGCGUAUAUCUGAAAGUUGUGUAGCAUUGAUUUUUGGGGACAGCAUUGCUUCAAUACUUUUUGGCCCCAUCCCAGUAUACUUUCCCUCAGUGUAGAAGGGUUUUUGCUUGAACUCUGGCAUAUUUAUCUGUACAUUUGCUUCUUAUUUGCAUCAUUAUUUCAAUUAUAAAUACAUUAGUAUUAUUUUUAUGUGAAACAUGUUUUAAGUGCAUUACUUGAAUUCUACAUUGCAAUGCAUGUUGAGGGAGAAGUGUCCAGAGGGUAGCAACAUAAGUUUAAUAACAAAAUAAGAUAUUGGUAUUUAAAAAAAAAAUUAAAUAGCAAUAUGAUUUAUUAUUUUUUAUUAUUUAUUUUCCACACUCACAGCUCCAAACGUUUAAGACUGAGGACCAAAUUUUGACAAACAUUUACUGCCAUAUUACUUUUAUGACUUCAUUAAAAAAUAUGUUGACAUUUUCCAGUUAACGGUUAAUAAUAAAAAGCUGGUAUUUUUACAUGUAGAGUUACAGUACAUGCAAAAAUGUAUUGUAAAUGUUUUGAUACAGGGUGCAUUACAACAUUUACAUGUAGCUAUGGUGCAAUUCCAUGGCAUUAGAAUGGAAAUAAACAAAGGGAUAAAAAGAAUGGAAUUAAACAAAGGGAUAAAAGGAUUGAAAACAGUUUCUUGUUUAGGGAUGAUAACUUUUUGAAUAUGUAACCUCAUUAUGCCAGUAUUAGCCAGUUAAAUAUUCUCUGAUAGUUAUCAGAGGUUAUCAGAGGGUCUGAAUAAUGUAUCUUCUCAGUAAGUCAAAAGAGUUUCUGAUGAAAAAAGGAAAUUAAAUGUACAUGUAGUAUGCUAUACUAGUAGAUGAAUGCUAAUAAUGCCUUUGAGAUAGAAGUGUGUGUGCGACGUUGUUAGCGUGUUUAAUCCUGAACACUUUUGUCACUAUUGCUUUUUGCCUUUUGGAAAUGGUCACAAUUUUUGGGGUUUUUUGGUGGUAUUUUGUAUAUUGUAUUUGUAUUUUGUUUUGAUUAGUUCAUCUAAGUUUCAGACUAAUAUGUAAUUUAUAACUAAUUUCCUGGAUUAUCAUUCUGUACAGGAAAACUUUUUGUUUGUAGAACAGGGCUAGACUCUAUUUGGAGUAGUGUACAUCGUAGUUUCAUGUAUAGAUGGGUCUGAACACUAUUACAAUAAGAUGUUCACGAACUUGCACUGAAGACAGUUUUGUAAGACUUUGGGGUCUUAUUCAUAUACUUGUGCAGUUGUGCUUGUAUUAUAGAAUGAGGAUCGAUCUAGAGGAAAAGCGAAAUUCCUCCAUUCUUGAGUUAUUUAUUCAAAGGGUUCGUCGAAUCGCUUCCACUUUCGGCAAAGUAGCGAAUCGACCGUGAGCGGAAGAUUGAAUUUUGCAAGCCAGAACGAUUUCAGGAACCAAAUUUGAAUCAAUGUCGAUGACAUCUUUCUCAGUUCAUCCUUAGUUGCAGGAUCUGUUUACCCGCUGACUACUGAACCCUCUCAUUCCUACACAAUGCAUACAGGAAACAUCCGGCUCCUGUAGAUGUAGGGUUAAUGUACUCAGAAAAAGAUAGUGAUAGUGAUACAUGAUUGAGUGCAAUUUCCAUGUACAUGUACAAGUUGGUCCAAUUAAGUAUACAAAGAGAACUGCUGUUAAACGCUUCAUUUUAUAUCGAUUUUUUCUCGGAAUCCUUAAUCUCAUCAUGACUGUACAAAAAGGCUUGUAGAUUAUUAAAGCAUGAGAUGGAAAAUUUAUAAUAUCCUUCAGGAAAGAUCUGUGUAUAAUGGAUUCAAAAACAAAAACAAUCUCUGCAUAUUGUAUAAUAAACAAUAUACACCCCUACACAUGCAUGUAGAGUGUGCUUUUUCAAGAGGAAAAUGUAAAGUUGAAGACUUGGAAUGUAUUUUUUACUAUGAAAAUUUAAUUCCUACAGAAAGGUGAGAAUAUUUUUUUUUUUAAAUAUAGAAAUUCAGUACCUCCAUGCAUGUUGUGUUUACGUAAUGUAUACUGUAUGAAAAGUAGACAUUACGUAGAUGUAAGAUACAAUACAUGUGUGGAAGCUCAUACUCUUGUAUUUUAAUAUUCAUCAGUUCACUACAUGUACAAUAUCACUAGCUGCAGGGUACAUACCGAACGCGAUGUUGCAACAGUGAUUGCCCAUGUAUUCUGCACUGCAGUUGGUGCUUGCUAAUGUGCCUAAUGAAAAGAAAAUUGGUACCCCUAAUGUGCAUAGAGCCCACGCAGACACUUUCGCUGUCCUAUGAGUUAAAGCGACCUUUUACACGCACAUACAGUAGCCUGAUUGCGCAGACAAUUUUCUUGUGUCCACCCCCCUCCGGAGCCCAAUUAGGAAAUACUGGUAUCGUAAAGUGUAUACGGAGUGCAUGACAUUUACAACAUGCAUUUUAUAUUUAGGAUGAAUGCAUUGUCAUAGUUGAUAAUACUUCUGGCGGAGGGAAAGAUCGCCAUUGAAGGUCAAUUAUUGGAAUUGUAGUUCAUGGCAAAAAAAUUUCCUGCUAAUCAGACUCUCUCUCUCUCUCUCUCUCUCUCUCUCUCUCUCAUUUUUUCACUUUCACUUCCACUCAUUUGUGUACUUGUUGUGGUAUCAAAAGGCUAGAUGAGGAUGUGGACGACCAUUGUCUUUGUACAAUGUGUAUACAUGUAAUGUAUAUGCAGGAUUCUAUAGAAUAUAAAACAAUGUAUAGACAAGAGCACGGUCUAGGAUGCACGUAUUAUGAUGGGAAGUUGGCAACCACUUCAACGAAAGAUAAGUACCGGUAGGCUCUGUCUUCAUAAUCAAAGCAAACAUUUGGGUACUGUAGACUGGAUUGAAUUCUAUAUGUACAUUGUAGGCCUAUGAUGUACAAUCUAACAGUUUUUUUCUUUUCUUUUCUUUGUCAAGAACAAUUACCAUUAAAUAUCCUCAUCGUAUACAUGUACAUGUGUUUGAUGUGGCCCUUUAAAUGAAAUGUCGUCAUUCGUGUUACACAGCAACGCACAACUCAUGCAUAGGAAUUUCUGAAGUCAAAUACACUGACAAAGUCCCUUGCAAUGUAUGAUAAUUAAUGAUUACACAGGAUUGACAGGAAGUUAAUAUCGUCUAGAUCUCCUUUUAAAACACAGUGUCGACUUUAUAGGCCUACCGGUACAUGUCUCGUGUACAUUUGGAUGGUAUCAUUUCUUUUAUAAUAUAUUUAAGACCUGUAGGCUGUAGAAUUCAAGAGGGCAGGACUUGUUAAAUGUAGGAAUGAAGAUGUGGAUCUCAUAACUCUAUAAUCGUGUAUAUCUAGUCAAAAUAUAUGUACAUGUAGUCUCCUACUCUGCUACUACAACUUCAUCUUCAUCAAGCUAUUUGCAGAGUAGGUCUGUAUUGUUUUAAUUAACAGUUGAUUAGUAGAAACAGUUGAUUGAGCAGAGUGCUUACAGUCAUAGCCUACCUUAUGUACAUCUACCAUACACUGUACAGCUUUCAAGGUCCUUGUAUGAGGCAUGCCACUCAUGCGCUAAUGAAUCAUAGAUUAAAUGCACACUUUAAUUUCCCCCAUGAAUGCAUAUAUGGAAUAUGUUUACUGGUACUCAAAAUGGCAAAGGAUGCUUUGAUGCAACUGUGAUCUAUUUGAUAAUUAUUGAGUGAAUAUUAAUUUGAGCUUCAAGGACUAUGACCAACAACAAAAAAAGAUUACCAAAUACAAAUCACAUCACAUGAUAUGAUCUAGGAUGACAAAUACGCAUACAGUAUAAACUGUACCUACAAUAUUAAAUGUUAAUGUAUCUGCACCAGAAAAUUCCUAUACCACCAGGCAUGCUGUUAUAGGAAGAAUACACAUGGGGCAGGGGCACUUCAAGGGAGGGGGGGGGGGGGCAGGGGCAUUGUCCCCUCUCACUUUCCAAACUUGCCAUAAAACGUUGCUUGUCCGAGAUUUUUGAGAGAUUUUAACUCUUCUGAAAAUGGUGAGAACAUUUUUUGUUAAGAGGGGGGGGGGGGGGGGGGGCUACUUGUUUGAGAAUAUUGAGAGAUGCCCCCUCCCUUCCCCCUUCCUCUCCCACCCCUGUAUGUGAACAAACACAUGCCGAUAUAACAUACCAAACCUCCUGCUUGUAACUCAAGACUAGCAACCAGUGGGUGAAAAUGGUUGACGGAGCAUGAAUUCGCAUUUCCGCUGAGACGGGAUAGCCAGGGAGGAGCGAUGACACGGCUUCUUAGAAACACAACCCAUGACAUCGCUUGAGAACAAGAUUGAUGGCCACUGUGUGCAUCAUGCCUUCCUUCUCAAUAUCAAUUCAUAUCUUUACUUGCAUAAAUCCAAAAUCAGUGUGUACUGGUUUGCUGGAUAUGGGAGGCACAAAAAUAUGCUGGUAUUCUUGUUUAUGCACAGCAAGAUACUCCAAUGAAACAGCAUACCAAAGUUGUAGAUGUGCAUCGUUUUUUAUUCCAUUACCUUGUUUAGCAUGUCAAGUUUAUUUUGACUAAAUUGAAGAAAAGAGAUUUUUUUGGGGAGGGGGAGGGGGGGGGGGUGCAGGAGAUGGUAGUCAAAUUCUUUUACUUCACUGUGUAGAAGAUAAUGUUGCCUACAUGUUUAUAUAAAAAAAAAAGGUUAGAUGGUUAACCAGCACAUCAAAUGCUAUCGUGCACAAAUCAUCCUUCAACUAUGCCCCAUCCCUUGGCUCUCCCUCUCCCUCUCUCUAUCUCUCUCUAUCUCUCUCUAUCUCUCUCCCCUCCAAUCGCUUCUUGGUUGCCAGUGGGUUAUUAUUGCUUGCCAUGCUAAUUGCCCUAUGAGGUUUUCAACCCUUAAAUAGCCUCUGCUCCAUUUGCCCUCCGAGCUACAACCUCCACUCGUCGUCGACCCUACCCUACCAUAUGCUCUCCCUC